AUGGCUUGCUGCAGCCUGGUGAUGUCGGAGCCUCAUGUCAUGAGAUCUCAUCAGUCCGGUGCCAUCGUAGUUCUCCUGAGCAUCGCUGGCAGAAACAUCACGCAAGCACUGGACGUCGAGGAGGCGUUGCUCCCGAAAAAAGAGAAGAAGGUAUCAGGCGAGAAACGCAAGAGAGUGGAGGAGAUCUCGAUUGCAUUCCUUCGCGAUGGCAAAGAGGCUUUGUUUGGAAUCGCCAUGCUCUCUGCCGUCGCUGUGUUUUAUUUGCCUUCAAGAGAACAGGCUGCCGUUACCGUCGUCCCCAGCAUCUUGGGCUCCGAGGACCGUUUGCGCAUGCUGUAG
Symbiodinium natans is the source of this 339-nucleotide messenger RNA. The record is from the annotation of a GenBank genome assembly. NCBI's taxonomy places the organism in Eukaryota, Dinophyceae, Suessiales, Symbiodiniaceae.